Molecule: messenger RNA, 1434 nt
Organism: Funneliformis mosseae
Lineage: Eukaryota; Fungi; Glomeromycota; Glomeromycetes; Glomerales; Glomeraceae
Source: the annotation of a GenBank genome assembly
AUGUUGCCAUUUCGUAAGACCAAGUGGGUUCCUGCACAACAUCGAGUGAACUCAAUAUUUUCCAAAAAUUUCAAUAGUACCAUAAAAAGCAAUAUCACCACAAAAAUUGUCAACGUGAAAUCAUCUUCACCUUUACCUUCUCAGAAUUUACCACCUAAAAGGCUUCCACAUCACAAAAUAAUCGCACAUAAUAAACAAUGGAGCUAUGAAGAAGAUAAUAUCUUAUUGAGAAGGGUAAUAAGAUAUGGAUGGAAACAUUGGGGAAUCAUAUCACAGGGAUUUUCAAAUCGGUCAUCAUCAGAUUGUUAUUAUCGUUAUAGAAAUAAUCUAAAAUAUUUAAUAGAUUAUUCCUUCAUCUGUUCAACAAAUCAAUCAUCAUUAAUAUCAUUAACAUCAAAAGAGCAAAAUUCAUUUUGGAAAAAAUUAAAUAAACUAAAUAACAACUUACAAUUAAUGCAAGAUAAUAAUCGUUUGAAGAAAAAAUCUAUUUCAUUAUUAAAGCAAUAUUAUAUUAACAUGCAAAGGUUUUCAAAUGAACAACAACAAUUAUUACCAAUUAAUUACAAUUUAGUUUUACAUACUAGCAAAAAAAUCAAAGAGAAUAAUAAGGAAGAAUCAUUAUUUGUUAUCAAAAAUAAACCUUGGACAAGUGAAGAAAUCGAAAGAUUAAAGGAUUUAUUAUUAAAUGAUGCUUCAAUAGAAAAUCAAUUACUUUUCACUUAUAGUGGUGGUAAGAAUGUUAUGUAUAAUUGGAAAUUGAUUACCUCAAAAUAUUUUUCUAAUAGAACCCCUAGUGAUGUUAGAAAUAAAUGGCAUAAUAUUCAAAUAAAGUUUCCUUGGACAAAACAAGAAGAUCAAAUUAUUGCUGAUGGCGUAAAACAAUUUGAAAAAGCGUUAAAAGAAGUUCCCUUACUUAAAGGUAAUAAAUUUAAUUGGAAAUAUAUUCACCAACAUUAUUUACCAAACAGAACCCCUAUACAAUUAUAUAAACAUUAUUAUAACGUUAUAUGCAAACCUGCUAAAUGGAGUUUACAAGAAGAUGAACUCUUACUGAAAUUUAUCAAAGAAUAUCAAUCUUCUCAAGAAGCACAAAGGUUCCUUUCCUUGAGUGAUUAUGAUAAUGAUAUUUGGAAACAAAUCGCCAAAAGAAUUCCUGGUAGAACUGCGAUUCAAUGCAGAAAUAGAUAUCUUAAUAAGCUUGAUCCCUCUUUAAAAAAAGGUUGUUAUACAGUAGAAGAUCAAUUUAAAUUAUUUACAUCAAUUAAAAAGCACGGUCGCAGAUGGUCUUUAGUUGCAAAAGAGCUGGGUAGAUCAAAAGUUUCUAUAGCUAAAAUUUACAGUUUGUGGAAAUAUCGUAAUCAAUUUACUUAUGCAAGGAAACGUAAAGGAGGCAUGAAUAGUAUUUAUGGCAAAUUAUUGAGACAAUUAAAUUAA